CAGCACUAGACUGGAAGAAAUCUAAUGAAAACAGGAUCCAAAUCAAAAUACUCACAAAUAUCUUGGUCAUUUCCUCCUGGGAAGCACCAUGAUAUUAUACCACCUAAUGAUAAUUUUUAUCCUAUGGCCUUCCUACACUGUAGGACAAGUGAGAUCUUGUGAAUAUCCAGAAAUUGAAAAUGGAAUCAUUUAUAAGCCAUAUUGGCAAAGCGAGGAAUCUGAUCGCAGUUCAUUUCCCGAAUCCAUUGGAAAAGUAAUGCACUACCAUUGUAAUGAAAAUUAUGUACCUGCUCAAGGAUCUCCCUCAGACUAUUGGACAAAAUUUUCAUGUACUGCAGAAGGAUGGUCUCCAGUGCCAGAAUGCAUUCGAGAGUGCUACCUUUAUUCAGUAGAAAAUGGUCAUUUUUGGCCAAUAAAAGGCCAUUAUAAGGAAGGUGAUGAAAUAACAAUUGAAUGUAAUCAUGGCUACAGACUUCCAAAUGAUCAAGACAAAAUUUCCUGCACCAAACAAGGCUGGUCUGCUGAUACAGACUGUAUAAGGAUCAAAAUGUGCACAGUCAAAAUUUACUUUGAGAACGGAUUUUUUUCUGAAUCAAAAUCACAUUACCUUGUCAACGCAGAAGCAAGAUACCAAUGUAAAGAAGGAUAUGCAACAACAGAUGGAAAAAAAGAGGGAUUUAUCACAUGUGGGCAACAAGGAUGGUUGAAUCAACCACAGUGUAUUAAAAUUUGUGAUAUUCCGCAAUUUGAAAAUGCCAGAUACAAAGGAAAUAAGGCAUUUCUGAGGCCUAAUGAAAGAUUAGAAUAUGAAUGCAUGGAUGGAUAUGAAAUUACAAGUGGGGAAACUACAGGUGUCAAAGUUUGUGGUGUUGAUGAGUGGCCCACAAUAAUUGAAUGCUAUGUGAGACCUUGUGAAUACCCAGAAAUUGAAAAUGGAUACAUUCAUAAGCCGUUUUGGCAGACUGAGAAAUACUAUCGAAGUUUGUUUCCACAAUCUAUUGGAAAAAUAAUGUACUACCGUUGUAAUGAAAAUUAUGUACCUGCUCAAGGAUCUCCCUCAGACUAUUGGACAACAUUUUCAUGUACUGAAGAAGGAUGGUCUCCAGUGCCAGAAUGCCUUCCUGUGAGAUGUUCAGCUCCACCCCAGUUCUUUAAUGCUGACAUGAUUGGUAUUUCAAAACGCCACUAUUUUCCAGGAGACAAAGUGAUUUAUCAUUGUCUACCAAAUUUCCAAGCUGAAGGCUCAACUGAAGUAACUUGUAUAGGAGGCCUCUGGAAAGGGGAUCCCCAAUGCAAAGAUUACUCUUGUGGGUAUCCACCUCAAAUUGAAAAUGGUGAAAUUAUAAGCAAUAUAAAGGCACGAUAUGAGGCUGGUGAAACAGUGAGUUACAAGUGUAUUCGACAGUUUAAAAUAUAUGGAAAUCCAGAUAUAGUUUGUAUAAAUAAGACCUGGACAGAACUUCCUCAAUGCAAAGUGAGACCUUGUGAUUAUCCAGAAAUUGAAAAUGGAAUCAUUUUUAAGCCAUUUUGGUACAGUGAGCAAUACUAUCGAAGUUUGUUUCCAGAAUCUAUUGGAAAAGUAAUGCACUACCAUUGUAAUGAAAAUUAUGUACCUGCUCAAGGAUCUUCCUCAGGCUAUUGGACAACAUUUUCAUGUACUAGAGAAGGAUGGUCUCCAGUGCCAGAAUGCCUUCAUAUCACAUGUAAUCCCCCACACCUGGCUAAUGGGAAUAUAUACCCUCAGAAAGAUAAAUAUAGAGGAAGUGAUGAAAUCUCAUACCACUGCAAAAAAGGUUUUUACCCACCACUUACUGGAAAUAAGUCAAAAUGUACCCCUGAAGGCUGGUUACCUCUUCCAAGAUGUAACUUGAGACUUUGUGAUUAUCCAGAAAUUGAAAAUGGAAUCAUUUUUAAGCCAUUUUGGUACAGUGAGCAAUACUAUCGAAGUUUGUUUCCACAAUUUAUUGGAAAAGUAAUGCACUACCAUUGUAAUGAAAAUUAUGUACCUGCUCAAGGAUCCUCCUCAGACUAUUGGACAACAUUUUCAUGUACUGGAGAAGGAUGGUCUCCAGUGCCAGAAUGCCUUCAAAAAAAGCCGUGUUCCAAACCUCCUGCUAUUCAAUAUGGAGCCAUUAAGCAAGUGAGAAGUUCAGAAGUAGAUGAUGACAAUUUGGAAUCCAAUACCUACGCACAUAAUACUACAGUAAACUACUCAUGUGAUGAAGGAUUCAAGAUGAUAGGAAGAGAGGAGAUAACAUGUAAUAUGGGAAAAUGGAGCCCAUCACCUCAGUGCAUUGGAAUUUAGCUGCAGAGACAAUGAAGGAGAAAUGCAUCAGACAUAUCUUGCCACUGAUUGGAAAUGGCAACUGUAACAAAUGCUCAGCCUCAAUCCGCACAAUUUGAUCACUUUCUACUUUGAGAUAAAUGUUUUGAUUUAGUUGUAUUCUCACAGUUUGGUCCAUCAUUCAUUUUGACUUAAAAAUGUUCAGCUUUUAACCUGCAAAAGCUAAAGCAUGAAAUAGUGAAGAAAAAGUCACUUUGUAUCAAUAAAACCUUUACUGUAAGAAAA
Trichosurus vulpecula (common brushtail) is the source of this 2569-nucleotide messenger RNA. Its product is annotated as complement factor H-related protein 4-like. Lineage: Eukaryota; Metazoa; Chordata; Mammalia; Diprotodontia; Phalangeridae. The transcript has 13 exons. The coding region runs from base 89 to 2305 and encodes 738 amino acids. The record is from RefSeq and is a predicted model, not a curated record.